Messenger RNA from Meleagris gallopavo (turkey), 915 nucleotides. It is a transcript of the gene RIPPLY3, whose product is annotated as ripply transcriptional repressor 3. Lineage: Eukaryota; Metazoa; Chordata; Aves; Galliformes; Phasianidae. The record is from RefSeq and is a predicted model, not a curated record. Gene Ontology annotation, biological process: negative regulation of transcription by RNA polymerase II; embryonic pattern specification. Gene Ontology annotation, cellular component: nucleus.
CCUGUUUUAUGGAGGCCCUGGAUGCCCACAGCCAGGGAUGGUGAAAUGACAGAGAAUCAACUAAUGUCACAACCAGAUGGUCAGCUAACAAAUUUUAGAUCAAAAGGAGCCCUGGGGUUUCAACAUCCAGUGAGACUUUAUUUGCCCAAAUCCAAAUGCCAAAAGUUUCUUAACAACAUUGGAGAGAAGGUUCUGGCUAACUUUCCAGUACAAGCAACAAUUCACUUCUACAAUGAUGACACUGACUCUGAAGAAGAUGAGGAAGAAACCAGUUCAGCCUAGUUGCUAGCCUUUCCAAAUACAUAAUUAAAAAAUUAAGAAAGGAACUAAGAGGAACUGUCAAGAAUGUCUGAGCAAACAUCUGACUGACAAAGAAGCACAUCAAAGCUCAUAUGAAGACUAUUUAUAGCUAACUAACCAAGAAGAAUGAGUCAAUGCAACUGGAAACAGAGGAAAUCCUUUUUGUGUUUAAAAGACUUUUAAAUAAAACCUUGAAACUUUACUUAAAGAUCAUAAUGUUUUCAAUUGUGUUGGUUUAAACAACAGUUGGAUUAAGAACAUGAAGAACAUGGCAUUUAGUUACUUUCUUUUACAUGCAGCAUGAAAAUAAACUGGUUAUGGGGCAAAAUAAUGUAAUACAAAAUCCCAAAAUAAACCAAAGGCUUUGAACCACGAUGUUUCUAAGAAUUUAAGUGAGAAAUGAUUUCAAAUGCAAAGAAUAUUUUAUAUUAUUUCUGCGGAGCACAUUUAUUCUGAUUUGAACACUGUAUGUCAGACUAACCUAAUUCAUUUCAACUUCCCUGUCAGGACAAGUUAAGUAUGACAGUCUUGUGAUGUCUUCUGUUUUUCUCAGACUUUCCCAGUCUGAUCAGAGAAGUGUCUUUCUGUCAGUCAGAAAAGUCAAUAAAUGGCACA